AUGAGCACCCUCAACAACGUGGAUUCAGUUGCAAAUGCCAACCAGGGCAGCUUCAAGCCCUCCGUCGCCCCCGAUGGACCUAUGACCACCAAGGGUCACCAACCCGGACGCAAGGUCAAUGAGGCCGACCAGCGGCCCGAGUUCCAUCUCCAGACCUACCCCCGGGGAAGUGCGCCCGCUAGUAACUCCUACACGCCCAACACGGAAAACGAGGUUGGCAGCCAAGCCAACAACCCGGACGUGCUGCGCGGACACGGCAAGGAAGCAGUUCACACCUCCGCAGCUGACACCCUGAUGGGGGCGACUUCACAGGAUGUGAACCAGGGCAUGGGCCGGCCGUUGCAAGGCCAAACCGGCGUGGAGCUCCAACAUGAUGGCGCCCACGGUCGCAAGAAGGACUCGGCCGGCCUGGAGACUGUUGGGGCUUACCGUGAGGACAAAGGGGUCGAGCGCCGGUUCCCCGACCAGCGCGGCUAUGAGAAGGAGCAGACUAGCAGCGGCCUGCGCAGUGACAAAGCAGACCGCGCGGCCGAGAACAUGGUGCCUGACUCGGCAUGA
Molecule: messenger RNA, 558 nt
Organism: Penicillium alfredii
Lineage: Eukaryota; Fungi; Ascomycota; Eurotiomycetes; Eurotiales; Aspergillaceae
Exons: 2
Coding region: 1-558 (185 amino acids)
Source: RefSeq, a predicted model, not a curated record